Molecule: messenger RNA, 1263 nt
Organism: Thermochaetoides thermophila DSM 1495
Lineage: Eukaryota; Fungi; Ascomycota; Sordariomycetes; Sordariales; Chaetomiaceae
Exons: 5
Coding region: 1-1263 (420 amino acids)
Cellular component (GO): nucleus
Molecular function (GO): protein binding
Source: RefSeq, a predicted model, not a curated record
AUGACCGACUAUCGUCCUGAAAACGGCGAUAUCAUUGAGGAUAACGAUGACUUCAAGCCAUCGCCUCGUGAAGCGUUCCAUACCGAGCCCCAGUUGUGCGACUACAUGCUGCGCAAAAUUCAUUCCUCAGUCCCUCUCAUGAUUAAAUCCUCUCUGAUAUCAAUGGGCUCGGGCCUAUUUACAACUCAGGACAUCGAGGAGGGCCAGGAGAUUUAUCGCUCAAUACCAUUUAUGACUGCUGUCGACUAUGACCGGAACCUGGACUAUCUGUGCUACCACUGUCUCAAGGAGACAGAGUAUGUCCCAGCUAUUCAAAAUGCAACCGGCGGGAAGGCCAGCCUGGUGUGGCUUUGGAAGAUUGUGCCGGCACUUCGAAUCAACUGCGUCAGGAUUCGCACUGCAGGAGAUCAUCGCAGCGUCGGCUCUGCCUUCGAUUUAGAGCUUAAAGUCCGGUCGCUGAAAAGGAUUUCGGCGGGAGAAGAGAUAACAAUUUGUUACGUUGACCCGACUCUCGGUGUAGCCUCUCGCCAGCAUCUCCUGGAGCAAGAAUAUCACAUUAAAUGUUCAUGCCGGCGCUGCAAAUCUGAAGCUAAGGAUCAUGAGGCAUUGAUCGCACAAGCUGGCAACAUGGACGCUGUUCUGCAGACGGAAACCAAUAUCCUCGCACUAAUCCGCGAAGCUGUUCUCCUCAACCAAGCCCCUGACAAUGCUGUUUUCAGUCCCCACAACGAACCAGUCGAAAGUCGUCUUAAUUAUGUCCUCGGUAAGGCCCCCUCUUGGCCUGAAUUCAUGGAUCCGCUACCAGCAGCCCGAAUGGCUCUGGGAAUACUUUAUCGACAGAAAGGAAAGUAUCGGCAGGCAGCAGUGAACAUUCUCAAGGGCCAGCUGGUCCGGCGCUGUCGUGACGGGCCAGAAUGGGUCAAUGACCUCUUUGAUACUUGCAUCAUGCUAAUUCAGCUGGGCAACUUACCCCCUGACUCAGGGGUUCUCAAGUCAAACGGGAAGGAAAUGGCUACAAUUAUGGAUGCCCGGACCGUCGCCUAUGGCUAUCUUUACGUCCUCUUUAAGGCCGUGUCUAAGGUCUUUGGAAGCGGGACGCUUUACACAAAAAUGGUGUUUGACAUGUUUGGAUCCGUUCUGACACAGAAGCCGGGGAAUUGUCCGGGGAGUGAGGAGUUUGCGAAGGAAUUUGAGGAGGCUCAGGCUAAGUUACUGGCGUGGGCCGGCAUUCCAAUCCAGUAUGCGCUGGACCUGCCUCAGUGA